AUAUUUAAAUAAACUUAACUGCAUUGGCGUUAUGCAUGAAAGCUUGUUUAUUUCAGCACGAUUAUUCUAGAUCGUCGAAAUGACCUCUGUUUUGUUCAGACAAGGGCAACGUUUUAAUUCUCCAUGGCUAAUGUAUAAUUGCUGGAGGUGCAGGAGAUAUUACUCUGCUCAAACUGGAGAGCUUGAGCGGGUCAUAUCAGCGUUCCGCGCGGUGAGCGGAGAUGAAGGCGUGUCUCUGGGGUUGACUGUCAGGGAACAGCAUGGAAGAGACGAGUCAGUGCACAGAUGCCAACCACCAGAUGUGGUGGUGUUUCCACGGUCCGUGGAGGAGGUCAGUGCUCUUGCCAAAAUUUGUCACCACCAUCGAUUACCUAUAAUCCCCUUUGGCACUGGGACGGGCCUGGAAGGAGGAGUUGGUGCUUUGAAAGGUGGAGUGUGUUUUAGUCUGAGGAAGAUGGACCAGGUGCUGGAUCUCCAUCAGGAGGACUUUGAUGUGACUGUGGAGUCAGGUGUGACACGCAAAUCCCUGAACGCAUACUUGCGUGACACUGGCCUCUGGUUUCCUGUCGAUCCAGGUGCCGAUGCAUCUCUCUGCGGCAUGGCUGCAACUAGUGCAUCAGGCACCAAUGCAGUUCGCUACGGCACAAUGCGCGAAAACGUCAUGAACCUAGAGGUGGUGCUAGCAGAUGGGACAGUACUCCAUACAGCUGGAAAAGGGCGUCGUCCGAGAAAGACAUCAGCGGGUUACAACCUGACAAACCUAUUUGUGGGCUCAGAGGGAACUUUGGGUAUUAUUACCAAAGCCACACUUCGUUUAUUUGGUAUUCCUGAGAGCAUGGUGUCAGCUGUCUGUUCGUUUCCAUCCGUCCAAUCAGCAGUGGACAGCACGGUUCAGAUUCUACAGGCUGGAGUGCCCAUUGCACGAAUAGAGUUUUUGGACGAUGUGAUGAUAAACGCCUGCAAUCGCUUCAACAACCUGUCUUACGCUGUAGCACCCACUCUCUUUCUCGAGUUCCAUGGAAGCUCCAAGAGUAUGGAGGAGCAAGUGUCCAUCACAGAGGAGAUCACAAGGGAGAACGGAGGCUCUGACUUUGCUUGGGCGGAGGAUGAGGAGACACGUGCCAGACUGUGGAAAGCACGUCAUGAUGCCUGGUAUGCUGCCCUGGCGCUAAGGCCUGGAUGUAAGGCAUAUUCUACAGAUGUCUGUGUACCCAUUUCUCGACUACCUCAGAUAAUAAUAGAAUCAAAGGAAGAUAUGAUUAGCAACAAUCUUACUGGUCCGAUUGCAGGUCAUGUGGGUGAUGGGAACUUUCAUUGUAUAAUGGUGCUGGAUCCCAAUGACCCAGAUGAGGUGCAAAGGGUUCACUCCUUCACAGAGAGACUGGCCAGAAGGGCGCUAGCGAUGGAUGGAACUUGUACCGGUGAACAUGGAGUUGGACUAGGAAAGCGGGCCCUUCUCAGGGAAGAGGUUGGACCCUUGGCAAUAGAGGUCAUGCAGGGCCUCAAAGCCACUCUGGACCCCAAAAACCUCAUGAAUCCUGGGAAAGUGUUGUAAUUGCAACAAAAAGCCAGCAUGGUACACUAAAGCAGUGGUCCAACAUUGCUGCUUUGGCACAAACAAUGGUGUGAAUUUGGGAUAGGACUACCUGUUUGUCCCAUCAAUGGCAGAUGAAGGCGUUUUUGUUCAACUCUUCAAAAAUUGUCAAUAUGUUAGCAAUUCUGUUUGAUACCUCUUAAAGAAAGUUCACACAAAAAUGAAAAUUCUCAUGAUUUACUCACCCUCCUGGCAUCCCAGAUGUGUAUGACUUACUUUCUACUGCAGAGCACAAAUUAAGAUUUUUAGAAGAUUAUUUCAGCUCUGUUGGUCCUUACAAUGCAAGUGAAUGGGUGCCAGAUAUUUGAAGCUCCAAAAUCCACAUGACUCCAGUGGUUAAAUCCAUGUGUUCAGACACAAUAUGAUAUGUGUGGGUGAGAAACAGAUCAAUAUUUAAGUCAUUUUCUAUCAUAGAUUCUCCUCCCUGCCCAGUAGGUGGUGAGAUGCACAAAGAAUGUGAAUCGCCAAUAACAGAAGAAGGAGAAUGUGAAAGAGACGUGGAUAUGGACUGAGCAGGGAGGAGAAAUGAUAGUUUAUAAUGACUUAAAUAUUGAUCUGUUUCUCACCCACACCUAUCAAAUCGCUUCGGAAGAUUUGGAUUUAACCACCAGAGACGUACUUUUAUGUUGCUCUUCUGUGGAAUUUGGAGCUUCAAUAUUUUGGCACCCAAAAUGCAUUGUAUUGCCCUACCGAGCUGAAAAAUUAUUCUAAAAAACUUUGUGUUCAGCAGACGAAAGUAAGUCAUAAACAUCUGGGAUGGCAGGAGGGUGAGUAAAUGAGGUGAGAAUUUUCAUUCUUGCCCUUGAAGGCACAUAAAUUACACACUGAAGUUUUAAGAAUGGUAACGAUUUAAAGCAUUGAAUCUUUUCACAUUCACAGGCAGAUUUCUAAAUCUGUGCAAAAGCACUUUCACAAAAUAUGAUAUUUUUCUGGCUCUUUGUAUGAUCAACCAGGAGUACUAAUUAAGUGUUAUUGUGAAUGCACUAUUAAUGUAUGGGGUACAUUGGAAAACAAUGAUUUUGUUUAUAUAAUGUACAAUGACAUGGUUUGUUUAGUCUGCUUUUACAGUUGUAAUUUAAACAAUUAUAAAUUUGAAACCAUUUAAAAAAAUAUGAAUUAAUGAGGAUUCAUUGUGCCUUGACAAAUGUUUUAAUGUGGUCUUUUCACGUUCCCUCUAAAUGUAUGUGAAUUUAUUUGAAGUAUAUUAAUAUAUUUGGUGCUGAAGCGCAUAAUCUGUGAAGAUUUCAAAACAAAAAUCGAUAAGCUAAUUGUAAUACAGACAAUAAAAAUGUAUA
Molecule: messenger RNA, 2889 nt
Organism: Xyrauchen texanus (razorback sucker)
Lineage: Eukaryota; Metazoa; Chordata; Actinopteri; Cypriniformes; Catostomidae
Product: probable D-lactate dehydrogenase, mitochondrial
Exons: 12
Coding region: 80-1555 (491 amino acids)
Biological process (GO): lactate catabolic process
Cellular component (GO): mitochondrion
Molecular function (GO): D-lactate dehydrogenase (NAD+) activity; D-lactate dehydrogenase (cytochrome) activity; FAD binding
Source: RefSeq, a predicted model, not a curated record